Mesorhabditis belari is the source of this 2217-nucleotide messenger RNA. The record is from the annotation of a GenBank genome assembly. Lineage: Eukaryota; Metazoa; Nematoda; Chromadorea; Rhabditida; Rhabditidae.
AUGGACUCAUUCAGUCAUCGAGAAAUCCGAAUAUCGAAUCCUUUCGUGGAGGGUAGUCAAAUCGAGAUCAGCUACGAGUUGGACGAGAAUUUGCCCCUUUCGGUUACCUAUCACGACUAUUGUCUCAAAUCGGCGAGGAAGUUUCUUCUGGAAUGCUUCACGAAACAAUUCGAGGCCUGGCUGGGCGACAUGAAGAAAGCGAAUUUGCCAAGAGCUCAAUUGAUGGUCACUAUGCAUCACCAAAUGCGCAACAUUAGGAAAUGUUUAGAUGAACUUUUUGGCUCAUUAUGUGGACAGGAUACAAAACUUUCAAGAAGUGUGCGCAUUCAAUGCAUGAACUGGUUUAUGCCGACUCCACUGAAGAAUCUCUUCAGCGAUCAUAUGUCCAGAAUCUUUCUCUUCUCGAUCAUUUCUUUUGUGCAGGUCUCUCUGGAACAGUGCCCGGUUGGUGAGCGAGCGCAUGCGGCCUCAAUGGAGUUGCUACAAGAUAUUCUCAAUUUGGUCAACGGUUUCCGCGAAGAGCUCACAAAUGAGGUGAAAAACAUCGGCGAUCCGUUCUUUCAAUCAUCAAUCGAGCAUGCGCUGCACGUUUUUGUCCAGGCGUCGAUUAAGAAACACGUUGCCACUACGCUCAGUCUACCAGCAAAAGAAGAACUAGAAAAGGAAUUCAAUGCUCUAGUAGCUUGGAUUGAGAAAGUACCCAUGAAAACUGCGGAAUCAACGGCGAGCGAUGUGCGUGUUUAUAUGGAGUGCCUAUUUGUCGAUCAGUACAUUGAUAAGAUUUACAACAUAACGAUUGCUGGCACAGCCCAUUCAGCAGAGAUUAUUGAUAUUAUUGGCUCAUUUAUGCAGCGAAACAAUGGAUAUGGUCGACAACGGAUUAUCAAUCGAUUGACAACUGAAGUGAAUCGACAACUUUUGAAUAUCUCCGCUUCCACUGCGCUGAUUCUGACGUCGUAUGCAAAUGCGGUCACCUCAUUGCGUCGUUUGGAUCCGUCGACUUUCAUUAUGCACAUUGUUUGUGGGAAAAUCAAGAACUAUCUGAAGCAACAUCGCACGGACACCGUCCGUCAAAUCAUCUCUUUCAUCACCAAGGCCGGACAUCAAUUCAACGAUCAGAUGCAACGUUGCGUGAUCAUAGAUGACGAGGACGCGUUGAGUGUCAACGACGAGUUUCUUGACGAUGAGACAAUUCGCAAAACGUGGAGAUCGUGGAGGCCCGAUCCGCCUGAUGCCUUACAUAGCAAGGGACGCGUGCAGCGAUCGGCCGAUGUUUUCACGAUGCUAGUCUCUAUUUAUGGAAGCAAGGAUUCGUUUGUGAAAGAAUAUCGACAAUUAUUGGCUGAAAGACUCACUCAAGCAGCACAUAAAGAUCCGGCUUUUGAAUCGCGAUAUUUGAAUCUACUCCGUUUACGAUUCUCCGAGGCCGAACUGCAACAAUGCGAGGUGAUGCUGAAAGACAUUUGCGACAGUGAAAAUCUUAUGGAAGAAAUAUCAGCAGCCGGCAAAUUGGUUUUCCCGUUGAGCGCCCGCAUAAUCUCGACCUACUUUUGGCCCGACGUCAACAAGGAUAAAACGAUGGAAUUCCCUAGCUAUUUCGAUGAACACUUUGCCGUUUUCGAGCAAGAGUACAAGAAGCUGAAACACGAUCGAAAGUUGAAUUGGAUGAAAGCAGCAGGUUGUGUGGAAAUGACGUUGACGAUAGAUGGAAUGUCCGUGGAUAAAGUGGUGACGAAUUCGACGGCCGCCGUUCUGUAUCCGUUUUUGGAACAAGAAGCCUGGACGGCAAUCCAGCUCAUCGAAUUACUCAAAAUGCCUCGUAGUGUCGUGCAAAAACGAUUAGGUUUUUGGCAAUCACAGCGCGUGCUGAUCAAUUCGGGAGAAGACACUUGGACGCUGACCACUCAACCAAAUGAUGUUGAUCAAGUGCAGUAUGCCGAGCAGGAAGAAGACGAGGAAGAGGAACUUGACGAAACGGAUCGAGAGAAAGAUGAUGGAAAUGGAACAAUGGAUGAACUUGAACAAUAUUGGACCUAUACGAGAAAUUUUAUCAAUGGUCAAGAACAGAAGGAGAUGCGCGCCGAGCGACUUUUCGGCAUUUACAAGAUGUUCGGCAUUCAAUCGUUGACUUUGGAACAGGUGGUGGCCUUUUUGAAGAAGAAAGUCAGCGAAAAUCUCCUUUCGAUCAACAAUGGAUUCUAUCGAGUGGUGAAAGAA